Molecule: messenger RNA, 19584 nt
Organism: Dreissena polymorpha
Lineage: Eukaryota; Metazoa; Mollusca; Bivalvia; Myida; Dreissenidae
Exons: 27
Coding region: 95-15997 (5300 amino acids)
Biological process (GO): regulation of DNA-templated transcription
Cellular component (GO): chromosome; nucleus
Molecular function (GO): histone H3K36 methyltransferase activity; protein binding
Source: RefSeq, a predicted model, not a curated record
UGUUUCUGAACUUCUUUGGUGCUCUGCUGUUUGGUGUUUAAAGAUGCAGCAUAUAUAGAUAAAUUGAAGUAGCAGUCCUAGGUGUCAAGGCAGAAUGAGUGACGACGCCAUGGAUGUAGAUGAGACGGGUUCCAUGGAAAUUGAGUCAGGUGGAGGAGAUGGGCAGGCUUGGGAAAAUAAACCUUCGGAUUUGGACACCCUCACAGCUACAUCUCUAGGGAUGAAGAUUCCACCACGGGAAUACUCUGGUCAGAGGAAGCAGUCAGUGGACACAGAGCCAGAACCAUCAAAGGAUUUGGAAACCCUUACAGCUACAUCUCUGGGCAUGAAGAUCCCACCUCCGGAGUACUCUGGUCGAAGACAACAGUCAAUCGACACUGAGACAGAACUUUCUGAGGAGACAAGAAAGAAGAAGGGUGCAGAAGACUUAAUUUCAGAGUUAGUGUAUUCAACCCGCAAGGCCACAGCAAAAGUUGAAAAGAAAUCUCGAUUCACAGAAGCAACAGAAACAAAAAACAAGUUUCUCUCUGGAGAUAGUGGUGAACAUGAUGUAGAAAGUGCUAUAACUCCUAAUGAAGAAGUGCGUGAAGUUAAAUCUGGACCUAAAGAAAGAAAGACCAGAAUCACUGGGCCAAUAGACGAUGAUCAAUCUAAAGACAGAAAUAGUAGAAUAACUGGACCAAUAGAGUUGGACGAUGAUCGGUCUAGAGACAGAAAAAGUAGAAUUACUGGACCAAUUGAGUUAGACGAUGAUAGGUCUAGAGAAAGAAAAAGCAGAAUUACUGGACCAAUAGAAUUGGACGAUGAUCCAUCAGAGGGGUUUGGACCAAGAGGCAGAGGACGGAUCCCAGGCUUACUUGAACUGGAGGAACAUGGUCCAAAAGGUCGCGGAAGAGGAGGACGACCCCCACCAGAUUUUGAUGACUCUGGAUUUUCUGAGGGUUUUGGGCCUGGUGGUCCUGGAAAUAGAGGCAGAGGAAUGGGACCUUGGAGAGGAAGGGGAGGGCCGAGGGGUCGAGGGGACUUCCACGGUGAAGGAGCAGACAGAGGCUGGGGAGGUCGUGGUGGUGGUGGUAGGGGGAGACCAAGAUUUGGUAAAUACAGGUAUCCUGAUGAUUUUGACGAUGAAGACUUUGAUGAUGACAGUUAUGGUGGACCCGAUGACUUUGACCAUGAACCUAUGCCUGGCCCAACACAUGGGAGAGGUGGAAGAGGUGGUUUUCAUGGCGAUGACGGCGAUUGGGGACCACCACAUAGGGAGGACUUUCAUGGAGGGCCUCAUAGAGGGCCAUUUGGUCAUGGACCUGGAGGUGGGGGGCCGCCAGGACAGUUUGGACCUGGUCAAGGCUGGAAUGAUGGACCCCCUAGAGGUAAUUUUGGGCCACCUGAUGGAGGCAAUCAAGGGCCACCACCGGGCCUUUUGGGGUAUGCCCCAAAUCAGCAGGGCGGAUUUGGUGGUCCUGGUCCAGGGCCUAUGGGCCCAGGGCCUAUGGGUCCACAACAGAUGGGUCCACAACAGAUGGGAUUUGGCCCACAGAUGGGUGGCGGACCAGGGAUGCCAGGACCUGUAGGGCCAGGACAUGGUUUUGGGCCAACUGGACCUCCUGGAUUCCCACCUCAAGGCCCUCCAACAUCAGGGUAUCAGCAACAAGGCCCACCUGGAAUGGGCCCGCCAGGGAUGUUUCAGCCACCUGGGAACUUCAAUCCAAUGCCACCACAAGGGCCACCACCAACUUUCUCUGGAGAAAUGUUUAACCCUAAUCAAGCUCCAAUCCCACCAUCAUUCCCGAGCAUACCACCACCACCUAUUCCUCAGAUACCCACUGCACAACAGCAUAGUGCUGACAUUUUGAUUGCUCAAGGAAUGAACCCAGACCUGGCAAAAAUUCUUGGACAAAACACCAGCAGCUAUCAGCAAAAUAGACCAGCUUCUGAAUCUGGCACUCCAAAGUCUAAAAAGAAGAAGAAGAAAGGAAAAAGUCAGGCUUCUGAUGAUGUAAAUGAAAGCUUUUCAUUGUUGCCGAUGUCAAUUCCACUGCCAGAUGUUCCUUUGCCCCCAGAGCCUAAAAAGAAAAAGAAAAAGCAUAAAAAAGACAAAGACCUUGAAAAUGUUAUGUUCCCACCACUUCCUGCAGUUGAAGACCUGAAAGUGGAAGGUCCUGCUCCAAAGCCAGCCUCUCCGCAGACUUCAGAUGAUGCUCUUUCAACAGGUUACAAUAAUACAUCUGUGGCAGUGCAACAGCCGAUUGGUGAAAUUUCACAGCAACCAGUGUCCUAUAACCAAGGCACAGGUAUCGCUAAUCAACCUUUCACUGAAUAUCAAGCUCUGGCUACCAAUCAGCAGUCAGUAGUAAUUGAUUUGCAACAGCAACAAGCAGGUAUUCCUAUGCAAGCUCUGAUGUCAGGAUCAGUUCCUCAAGGUGUUCAGGCCCCUCAAGCACAUGUCAGGAGGUCAAGGUUUGAUCCUAACUGGGUACCACCAACAUCAGCUUCAACUCAAGUAGGAUUCCCAGCACCACCCACUCUCACCCAGCCUUUUGCAAAUGAGCCAAACUCAGUUGAUAUUGCCCAGCAGUCAGUUCCUAAUGAAGAGAUUUUAGUUGAUAACCAAGGGCCUGGCAUUGGUGAGAUUGACACUUUAAAAGCACCUAUGGAAUACCAGUCAUCAGGGGAAAAUUCAGAUAAAGCUGUGGUUGGUGAAAAUUCAGACAGAAUACUAUCAAGAGAGGAUAGUGCUUUUGACCUGACUCCAAAAGAACCUGUUACUGCUGCGCAGUUGUUGGAAAAGUUUAAGCAAAAGAAACAAAUUAAGGGCGAUUCAAGAACUGAGUUGACAAAAUUUCCUGUGGCUCUUCCACAACCAAUCAUUACGAAACCAGUUGUUCAGGAAGAUGAUAAAAGUAAUCAACAAAGUCAAGUGUCAAAUAAGAAUUUAUUUGCUAAUUUGACCAUAAGAAAGCUUAAGCAAAUUGAAGCGGAGCAAGAGGAGGAAGAAAAGCAAGCACUUACAACUCUUCCAGCUGAUCCAGUACUAACUUCCACACCAUCCGAACCAACUGAAAAUGUGUCUGAAAAAUUUAAAGAGACAAGCAAACCAAAAGAGCUUGAAAUUAGAAAAAGGUCUGAAUCAAGAUCCAAAGAAAGUAAAAUAAGGAAAAGGUCUGAAUCAAAAUCCAAAGAAAGUAGACGGAAAUCUAGGUCUGCUUCAAAAGACCGAAAGCCAAGACAUGUUAAAAGUAUUUCUAGAGAUCGCAGCAGGUCUAGGGAAAGAAAAAGAAGAGAUAGAAGAAGUAGAUCCAGAGGAAAACGUAGCAGAUCUAGAGACAGAAGUAGAUCAUAUACCAGACGAAGGCGUAGUCGAUCCAGAGAAAGAAGUAAAUCCUUUGGAAGGUCUAGAGGUCGAUUUGGCAGAUCAAGGGACAGAAGUAAAUCAUUUGAAAGGUCAAGAGGAAGACGCAGCAGAUCAAGAAACAGAAGUAAGUCGUUUGAGAGGUCUAAACGAUCAGUCUCAGCAGACAGAAAAAAGUCAAUAUCCCCAAAGAGAAGAGAUAAGGAAAAUUCUAAAAAGAAUGACAGAACAAAUGAGACUGAUGUGAAGGUUAGGGCAAGUGGUUCUAGAGAAAGAAGUAGAAUUAAAGAAAAAAGUCAAGAACGUAGAAGUAAGGACCGUGACAGGCAAAGGGAUAAAAGCUUAGACAGAAGGUCAGAAAGUAAACAGCCUGACAAGAAGUUAACCAAAGAGCGUGAAAGUACUGCUAAGAGGGAUAAGUCAGCAAGGAAAAGCCUUGAAAAAAAGGAAGGAAGUGAGAAACGGGAGAAGAGGCAAAAGAAAGAAAGUAGCUCAAAUGAUAGCUCUUCAAGUGAUUCUUCUGAUGACGAUAGAAAACAAGGUAGAAAUGUAAAAGAAAAGGUAAAUAUUGAAAGUGUAGAAACAAGCAGUGGCAUAGGAAAUGAAGCUGCAAAGAAAACAAGUUCACAGAAAGCAGAUUCAGCCAAAGAACAGGCAAAGGAAAAUGGAACAGAACUGAGGUCUGCUGAAACCAAAGAAGAAAUGGAAGUUGAGGGACCAGCUCUUCCCCAGAAUUUAUCAAAACAUGAAGAUGAUAUGAAAGAGGAGGGUGAAGUUAGUGAUGUCAGUCCUCAAGAAACAGAAAAAGAAAUAUUUCCCAUUGAAAAAACUGACACUACUCAAAAGGCUAGAGACAAUAGUGAGGAAAGUGAACAAGAGGAAAGAGAACUAAGAAAGUAUUCGAAGAAACAUCAAAAGAGAAGUGAGAAAAGAGACAAAACAAGAAAUGAAGAAAACAUCGAAUCAGAUUCAGAUGAUGAUACCAAAAGAAAGAUUAAACUGUUGAAGAAAAAUGUAACUGAAGAUGAUAGUAGACAAACCCGAAAAGAGAAAGAUUCUGAAAAGGCAAAUAGAACAGAGAGAACAACCAAAAAUUAUGCAACAGAUAGCAAACCUCUGCAGAGAAAAAGCACUGGAAAGAUUGAUUCAGAUAAUGAAAAUAGAAGAAAACCCAUGCGAUCACCAUCAUAUGAAGAAGAUAGUGAUGCUAACACAAGAAGCAGAAACAUACCCAAGAGCAGGGAUCGAAGACAGGAUAGGGAAAGUAUUGAAGUAGAUGCUAUUAAGGCUGCUAAAUCAAAAUGGGACAGUGGGAGCGAGAGUGGUGACAACUACAUGAAAGAUCACAAUGAAGAAUUGCCUAUUCCAAAGUCAGCAGAAUUAAAAAGAGUGGAAAAGCCAAGCACAAGUAGAAUAGAAAAGAUCGAUAUUGACAUCAGUAAGAUUAAUCAGAUGAAAUUAUUAGAUAAGAUAUUGAAAAAACAAAAGCAGAAACUUGAAAGUGAAGAAAGUUCUGAUGAAAGUUCAGAUGAUGACUUGCAACCAUUUAAAAAAAAGAAGGACUCAGGUAAAUCAAAGAAAAAGAAUAAGAAAGAUAAAAAGAAGAAAAUGAAGAGUGAUUCUGAAAGUGAAGAGGAGAAGCCCAAGAAAAAGAAGAAAACAAAGAAAAAAAAAAAAUCACGAGUAGAAGAAAGUGACGAUGAUGUUGAUAUUACGUCAAAGAAGAAGAAGAAAUCGAAGCAUGCAACAUCAGACGAAUCAGAAGAUUCAGAAUAUGAAAAAAGAAGACAUAAGAAAACCGAUAUAAAGGAAAAAGGGUCGAAGAAAAAGCCCCGUAAUGAGCAAUACAGUGAUGAAUCUGAGCCCGAAACCAAUAAGAGGAAAGAGAAAGAAAGAGCUAAAGAAAGAAAUAAGCAGCCUAUCAGUCUCGAGGAAACUAUUCCAAGAAAGAAGAAAAUGAAGACUUAUGAAAAUGCAUCAGAUGAUGAUGAUAUCAGACUGAGAAAAAUUCGUCAAAAGCACCAGUCUGACAGUGAUGACAAUGUGGAACAUACUGAGAGAAGAAGAUUGAAAAAAGACACAUCAAAGAAGCAAGGUAAAGAUGAUAAAGUGAAGGCCUUUAAAGAAAGCUCGGAAAGUGAAAGUGAUGAUAUGGCUAAAAUGAAAUUGAAAAGACAUAAUAAAAAAGAGAGAGAUAAUGAAAGCAGUGAAACAGAAAUGCAUGUCAAGAAGCAUGGUUCUGAAGGAAAAAUUAAAAGUGCGGAAACAAAGAAGAGCAAGAGCAUGAAAACUAGAAGUUCCAAUAGAUCAGAGGAGAGUGAUGAAGAAACACAUGAAAGUAAAAUAAGAAGCACUGAUAAAAGACAACGUCAAAGGCUCAAAAAGACUUCUAGAAAAGAAGAAUCCUUUGAAGCUUCAAGUGAUGAAGAUGAUAUAAAAGCAAUAAAAAGUAAAAAGAAAACAAUUGACGUGGAUGAUAAUGAACAAGAACCUGUAAGGAAGGCUAGGAAAGGGCACAUUGAUUCUGAUGAGGACAUAAUUGAAAGGUCUGCUAGAAAAAAAUCAUAUGAAAGAACUGUAAAGGUCUCAAAGGAAAGAUCACUGGGAAGUAAAAGGAGCAUAAGUAGGGAGGAUGACAAAUACUUGCAGACUUCAAUAACAGAAAAGAAACCAAAACGUAAUCAUAGUGAUGGCUCUAAAAGCAAAAGUAGAAGUCCGUCAAGAAAUAAAAUUCAAAAAUUGGAAAAAGUAAAACAAAGAAGCGAUUCUCAUAGUGCAUCAGACAUAAACAUAAAAAGUAGACGAGGACAAAUGUCUGAUGAUUCCAGCGAAGAGGAGAAAUCGACUAAGAAGAAAUUAAGUAAAGUAAAGAAAACUAGCAGUAGAGAUAGCAAGUCUGGAGAAGAAGAAAUAAUUUAUAAGAAAAAACAAGAGGAGAAAGAAGCAAUUGACACAACAUUAGAUAGAAAUACAAGAGCAAAAAGGCACAAACAUGAAGAAUCUGAUGACGAUUAUAGAACUAGAAAGAAACGAAUAGACACAGAACAAAGUCCAAAACAUUACAGCUCUAGUUCUAGUGCUGAUUCUUCUAGUGAUGGCUCCUCAUCCAAUGAAUCAGACAGUGAAUUUGAAACCAAACAAUCUAAAUAUGCGACCGGUCAAAAAAACGUGCAAGCUGGGACAAGUCUCAAGAUGAGGCUUGUCCCAGGUACUCCAAUGGAAAAAAACGUAGACAUUGAUAUUGAUGAAAAGAAGAUGGAAAUACAAGAGAACACUACAACAACUACAACAAAGUCAGCUCAAACCAGCCAAACUGAAAAGCAAAUUACAAACACUGAAGGCAAAGGUGACGCUUAUACAGAUUCCAAGGCAAAAAAGAAUUUUAAGUCAGCACAAGAAAUGGAAAGUUCAAUUAGAAGUGAAGAUUUAUUGGCACCAGAUGUAUUGUGUAGUGAGGAAACCAAAGAUCUUAAAGAAAACAAAAAUAUUGACCCGUUGGCUAAUCGUCAGGACACAAAUCUUGAAAAUUCACAAAAAAAGAGCAAAAAAGAGGAGAAUUUGUCUGAAUUGUAUGAUCCAUUUGAAGGCAUGAGCAGUGAUUCAGAUAUUGAUAAUAAUUUAGUUUUGCCAACUGCAAAAACAAUAACUGCAGGUGCUUCCGUAAAAGAACCAGUUAUCAACACUGCACAACAGGGAACACCUAGUAUGAAUGCCAGUUAUAAAUUCACUGCUCCACACAUGAUUCCACAACUUGAAGUGGACACGUUUCAACAGAAAGCUAAUCUGCCUACUUCUAUUUAUCCAACAAUAUUGCCUGUACCACCAGCGGUAUCCUCAUCAAUUACAGGCAUUUCAAACACACAAUUAGGUGUGCCAGACAAGCAGUUAGACAUAAAUUUAAAAGAUAUUAAAGAAGACAGGUCCGUUAUUAAACAGGUUAUUGUGAAGACAAUUAUUCCUGGAAGGAAAAGACAGGAAAUAAAUGUAAAGAAGUCCAGAUGGGACACUGGCAAAGCUCCCCCAGAAGGUGAACUGUAUGAUCCUUUUGCAAUUGAUUCAGACUCUGAAGAGGAUCUAAUAGAACCAAAUGCAAAUAACCAAAAAAGUCUGCAUCAAGAACGAUUGAUAAGUGUACCAGAAAGUGUUAAUAACGUAAAAGCUGAUGAACGUAAAAGAGAGGUUAAUAAACCAGCAGAAAAAAAGUCAGAAACAUCUGUUCAGCAGAUGGCUCCACUUUCUGUUCCUAAAAUUGCUGGUUCUCAAGUAAGCCAGUCUGGUGAAGAAGAAAAAAGUUUGACGAAUCUGGAUUCAAAAUCAACACCAGAGUCUCAAAACAAAAUAACUAUGAAAUUAGCAGUUGGAAGGAAGGUAAUUGGAAAGUCUGCAAUCACAGCUGAUGAUGUUGAUGAUGCAGAUACUAUUAGUAGUGUUUCCAAUUUACCUAAGUUAAAACUACCUAAACCGUCUGAAGACUUGAGUGUGCUUAUGAGUAUAGCAGGACCAGCUAUUGUUCCUGUAGGAAAACCAAAAGACAAACGUUUAACACUUUCAUCUACCAGAAGAAGUAGUUCAAGUGAAAGAAACAUGUCACCCAAGAAAGACAAAUCUCGGGACAGGAAAUCAAAAUCGCCAGAAAAACGUAAAUCCAGGAGUAGAUCUGGAGAUAAAAAGAUUCACAGUUCAUUAACGGAUAAUUCUAGCUCAUCAAGUGACAGUGAGGAAAAUAAAUCGGGUAGGAAAGGCAGGAGAAGUAGAUCCAAGGAUAAAAGGAAUAGGUCAAGGGAUAGAAGAAGUAGGUCAAAAGGUAGAAGUAGUUCAGAGGAUAGAAGUCGGUCAAAGGGUCAAAGAAGUGGGUCAAAAAGUAGAAGAAGCAAAUCACGUGAAAGGAGAAGAAAAGGGUCAAGGGAAAGAAGAAGUAGAUCAAAAGACAGAAGAAGAAGUAGAUCUAAGGAACGAAAAAAAAGUAGAUCUAAGGAAAGAAAAAGAAGUAGAUCAAGGGAAAGAAAAAGAAGUAGAUCAAGGGAAAGAAAAAGAAAUAGAUCAAAGGAAAGGAAAAAAAGUAAAUCAAAAGAAAGAAAAAGGAGUAGAUCGAAGGAGAGGAAAAGAAGUAGGUCAAAUGAUAACAAUAAAUAUAAGUCUGAUGAAGGGUCUAAAUCAAAGGAAAAUACACAAAGUAAAUCUAAUGACAAGACUGGUGACAAAGCAGACAGAAGUGUUGAUACUGAUUUAAAUGAAAAGAACCAUCUUAUGACAUUUGAAACUAUAAAAACUGAUGAAAAAAGAGAAAUAUCCAAAGACCGUGACCUGCCAAUACCAAAAACUUGGGAACAAGAAAAAACUGAUGAAGAACUGAGUGGCAAUGCGAAACAACUGCAAGGUAACAGUGAAGUAGAUUGUUCAAGUGAACCUCAAAAAGAAAAUGUUAAAUCAAAAGAAAGUAGCCCUGAAGAUUCAAAUUGGAAUAGAGAAAAUGCGCGUCCUAGAAGCAUUUCUCCCACAGAACAUCCAUCCAUAUAUAGGCAAGAGUUGAGAAGAUCUCCAGAGAGAGAACGGAGUGAAAGUUCGGGAAGAAGUCAUGCUAAAGAAAACAAAAGGUCUAUUUGUUCAAGCAGCAAAAGUAGUUCCUCUUCAUCAGAAUCUGAUACUGAAAAAGAUUCUAUUCAGCUAGAGAGAGAUUUACACAUAGAGAACAAAUGUACUUCCUCAAAUAUGAAUACAUUGGUUAUCAAAAGUAAGGAAGAUGACAUUAAAAGUAAGACAGAAGUGCAUACAACUUUUAAUGAAAGCAUUCAGGUAUUGAAAACAACAAGUUACAAGAAUAAUAGUAUCAAUAGCACUAAAUCUUUUGAUGACCCCAAUGCUCAAAAUGGAAUCCCUUCAAAUGUGGAAAAUCUAAUAAUACCUUUGCCCCAGUCUAAUAGUGGCCUGUCUUUUGAACCAGCUGCAAUGAAGGUAGUUAUAAAGGAUGAUAAAGGUGGACUUCUGAAGAAUAAUGUAGAAUCUGAUUCAAGAGAUAAGACUUACAACAAAACAACAGAUUCGAAUGAACAUGGUACAAAAACACUUGUUAACAUUAAAUCAGUGAGAGAAGAUGAUGACACUGAUGUAAAUCAAAGUGAAGAUUCAAGUCCGAAGAAGAUUUAUGAUGUUUUAAUAGUUCCUAAAAAAUUGACCCGACGUCAGGCUGCAGAAGCCAAAAUUGUUUUGCCACCAGUAAUGAGCAAAAGCAUGCCAGUUAGAGGUAAACGUAGCAGGGAAGCAAGUAACUUAGGUCUUGCCGAAUUUGCAGUUGAUAAAGCAGAAAGUGAUGAAGAGAUUUAUGAUGUAGGAAAAAAAAGACAUAGAAAGCAGGAUAAUGAAAGUAGUUGCUUUGAUGGGAAAGAACCUGUUUAUGAAAGUAUUUCUAUAGUAAGAAAGGAUAAUGAAGAAGAAUUUGAUGUUGUUCCAACGGAAAAGGUGCAGGAUAUCUUGGUGCGACCUAUCAAUAUUGAUGAAAAUAAGAAUACCUUGCCACUUAUCUAUGCCGACCCUGAAGGUAAAGAUGUACAAACUAAUCCUGUAUCUGGAUCAAAUGAGAUUGGAGUUGUUGAUAUGGACCUAGAAAACUCCAACUCCCCACCAAACAUUGAAAUCAUUCAAUCAUCAAGUUUUGAAAAUGUUCUGUCAGAACAAAAAUUGUCUGAGACUGUUAAUAAAGGGAUCCAAAUCCAGAAUACUCAGUCAAAUGUCAGUGAGGCUAAUGAUGAGAAGAAGAGUUUCUCACUGAAGUUGACUUCACAAGUUUUGAAGAAAUCUCAGAAACUUGAAGACAUUUUUGACACAGACUCUGACAAGAAACCGAUCAAACCGUUGCAGAAAAUUAAACCUCUUCCAUUUACUCCUCCAGGGUUUCCAAAACCAGCCAAGAUUGUAGUAACUACUGCCAUUGCAACAUCAUUUAAACCUCUGAACACUGAAGCAAGUGAAAUUGUUUCUGAACAGUCAACGUUGGUUGAAAACAUAGGUUCAACCAGCAACUUGGAAACUCACUCCAGUGAUAAUGCUUUAUCUCUUUCACUUACUAGUGAAAACGCUGAUACAAAUGCUAGUUUCCCAAAUCCUGUGAGGGAGGUUGAACCUCCAAACAUUAAAGUUGUGCUGUCUGAUGUAUCAAAGCUAUCACAGAUUAGUCCUGAACAAAUUGGAAAAGCAAUACAAGUUAUUGGCCAAGAAAACCUCAGAAGAAUAGAAGUGUUGAAAAGGGAAAGUGCCAGGGUAACUCAAGGAAGAAAUAUUGAAGUAUUAAGCAAAACAAGAGGAACUUUCACCACAGACAGCACUUCUGGGCAAGAGUUUAGUCAGAUGCAUCCAUCGAAUAGCUAUCAAGCAAUUGGUGAAGAGGAGGAGUUGCAAAGAUUGGAAAAUGAGAAAGAACAACUUCUUUCAAUGCUGCAGGAAGGAGAGAAUUCUGAAACAGGAGUGCAGCUGUCUGUUGUAGACAGAUACGAUGCUGGUGAGAAAGGUGAUCGAUCUAAGACAUACAGGGAGAACGAUGAUUUUCAAAGAUAUGGUGAUCGUGAAAAGGACUCAAAGGGCAAAAAUAAAACUGAUCAGGCAAGAAGAAGUAGCACCUCAUACAGAAAUAGGCAAGAUGAUCUUGAGGACGGUCAUGAAAGAUAUGAUAGAAGAAGUUCAAGGGGUGACAAAAAAGAAAGUAAGGAAGAUAAAGGUCGAGACGGGGAUGAAUACAGUGGGAAAAUGUCAAAUCGAGAUAGAAGUAGAGACAGGGAAAACAGUAGGGACAAACAAAAACGGAGAACAAGCAGGGAUGAAGAUAGGUACGACAAUCGUUCGAGGCGAAGGCAUUCCAGAAGUAGAAGUUGGUCUAGAGAUAGAAGUCGCAGAAGCAGGUCCAGAACUAAAAGAAGUAGGAGCAGAAACAAAAGUAGAGAAAGAAGAAGUCGAAGUUUGGACAGGCGUAGAGAUAGGAGAAGUAGAAGUUUGGAAAGGCGCAGGAGGAGUAGAAGCAGGGAGAGGAUAAGGAGAAGUCGGUCUAAAGAUAGAAGGAGUCAUUCAAGAGAUCACAGAAGUCGAAGUCGUGAAAGAAAUAGAAGAAGAAGGACUCGCUCUAAAUCUAGAUCCAAAGAGAGAAAACCUAAAGAUAAAGGUGACAGAAAUAAAGAGAAGGAAGACAAAUCAAAGCAGUCAGCUUUAGAAAAAUUUGAAAAGGAGCUUGCAGAGAAGAAAAAGAUAUUGCUCCAACCAGUAGUACCCACAGCUCAGCAAACUGUACAGGUUGAUCAGACACAAAUUUUGACAUAUGACCAGCAACAGUAUUUGGCCAUGCAAGGACACUUUGGAUCAAUUGAUCCAAAUACAGGCCAGUAUCUUCCACAGCCUUACCCUAAUCAACCUCAACAGUCAUUGCCUAUGCCGCCUUUUCAGCAGAUGCCAGGAAUGCCAGAACAACAGUUUCCACCAGGCUUCCAUGGCAUGAUGCAGCCGAUGAUACCUCCACAGCACAUGCAACAUGGUGGUCAGUUCUUUCCUGAACCAUUACUGGUCCCACAGUACUACCCAGAUGGUUCAAUGCCUGUUCCUUCUUUUGAUCAGCAUCCAAUUGAGUGUGCACCAUUUUCUGGGCAUGGCGGACAGCCAUUCCAACCUGACAUGUUUACAAAUAAUUCUGGUAUGGAGGGUAACUUUAUGCCACAAGAGCAUCAUGGUGGUUAUGAUAAUGGCUAUAUGGGUCAAGGAAAUAAGGGUAAUGAGUCAAAUGCAUUCAUGGAAGGACAAUUUAGAUGGCCGCCUGGAAAUCAAAGAAAAGUGCGUAGACGUACAAAUGAGCAGUAUGUUGAAGCAAGAAGGGAAGAACCCUUGGACGUACACCCACUGGAGAAAAUGAAGAGAGGAAUAGGAGGACCUGGUAUGCCUGGGUUUCCUAUUGUAAAAAUGCCUGUCCAUAGCUUUGAGAGACAGGACAGCAGUGGCAGUAGCAAACAAUCUUCACCAGUGGUACGUACGCCUCCAAUAGUACCAUUAAUGGACAUCAAGGUAGAACCACCUUACUUGGGUUAUCAAAAAGCAGAAAUUCCUGUGGAAGAUCAAAGUUCAAAGCUGCUUAAAGCAGAGAUACUUGAAAAGUUUGAAGAACCACUGGAAGAUAGUUCGCAAGAUGAGUCCCAAACGAGGACACCACCGCAGCCAUCUGAGGAUUUAUCAGAGUCGGACUCUGGCGUUGGAAAGGCCAUGAAGGUCAAGUCUCGUUGGCGCCGUGCAAGUGAGGCUGAGACCCCUCCUCCACCACCUCCACCCCCCUGCAGGAGGAAAUACUUUGGUCCAGGCGGCACGGUCUCUGAGAAACUGGAGUCUGAUCGUACAGAGGAAGAUAUUCCGCUUCUGUUUGACCUGAUAGCUGAGAACGAAUACCUGGCUGAGAGGAAGCGUUCCAAGCAGAUGCGCGAGGUGCGGCGCAUGGUGUGUGACUGUACAACAAGCCGCGAUGACCGUGAGAUGGGCUAUGAUGCCUGUGGAGAAGACUGCCUCAACAGGAUGCUCUUCAUUGAAUGUGGCUCGAAGUGUCCAUGUGGAGAACACUGCACCAACAAGAGAUUCCAGAGUAAACAAAAUGCGAAGGUGUGCCCGUUCAAGACUGAUUGGAAAGGACAUGGUCUACAAGCUGUUGAAGAUUUACAGCCGGGCCAGUUUGUGAUGGAGUACGUAGGAGAGGUUCUGGACUACCCGAUGUUCAAGAAGCGUUCCAAGCAGUACUCGCGUGCCGGCCAGCAGCACUUCUACUUCAUGGCCAUCAACCCCGAGGAGAUCAUUGACGCCACAUACAAGGGCAACAUCUCACGCUUCAUCAACCACAGCUGUGAUCCUAACUGUGAGACCCAGAAGUGGACUGUGAAUGGUGUCUUGCGUGUGGGUUUCUUUGUUCGCAAGCCUGUCAAGAAAGGAGAAGAGAUCACCUUUGACUACAAAUAUGAAGUCUAUGGCAAGGAGGCCCAGAAGUGUUUUUGUGGCACGUCGGUGUGUCGCGGCUGGCUGGGCGGAGACAAGAAGAUGGAACUGCGCUCAACAAGACGAGCCACUUCCCAGGACGAACAGGAGCGCAGGAGGGCGGAACUGUUUGAUGACAGUGACAAGUUAGAGGAAGAGAUAGAGCGGAUGUCAGAGCUGGAGCAGGGACUCAGGAACAAGACAGACGUGCUCAACAUCUGUCGUCUCAUGGUGCGGGCCGAGGACCCAGAACACAGGAUGCAGAUCCUGCAAGUGCUGGAGAACACUACAGAGCCGGCCUGCCUGCGCCUGUUCCUGGACUAUCAUGGCCUAUCUCUGCUCUGGUGCUGGAUGGCUGACCUGAAAGAACAGGUCUCCGAUCUCAAACUCAUUAUUCUGAAGAUUCUUAAGAAGCUGCCUAUCACCAACAAAACGAUGCUGGUGGACAGCAAGAUCCUUGACAUGGUCACAAAAUGGUCUGAGACCGUGGAGGGCAGCCUUGGGACGCUGGAGAGCCUCAAAAUGGCCGCCAAGUGGUCAGCUGGCCAGGGACUGGACAGUAUGGACAGCUUGACCACAGAGGCCACUAUGGACACGACGGACAACACUGAGGACGACAGCGAGACCUUCGUCCAGACUAUACCCGUUCUCUCGUUGAAAAACCCAGUGUCAAUUUUGGCUGCCAUUGGCAAGAAGUCAGUGAAAAAGACCGUCAAAUUUGCCGAUGUUGAAUCGUCAUCGGACAAUGAGUCACGGGCUAGCGCCAGUGAGAAUGAGAACCCCACAGAGUCUGUGGAGAGUGACGUGUCAAGUUCAUCCAACACGAUCGUUACCCCCAGGCGGAGUUUGCGGCGUAGGGUCCUGGCAAAAGACGCCGCGCCGAUAGUCAGGAAACCUGAAGAAGAGGAAGCUGCCACUGAGGAUGUGACGCAGUCUGCUGACGCUGACAGCUCCACUGAGAACCAUUAUAAGACAGGGGAGGGCACUCUGUCUGGCGAUGUUCAGACAGGGGAGGUAAUUGGGGAGCAUGAAGAAAAAGUACAUACAGAAACUACAAUGCAAAUUGCUGAUGAACUUGAAAAUCUUGAAGAAAAGGAUGAAGCGGGAACUUCUGAUGAUAAGCUGGAGAGAAGAAGACCAUAUCAGACAAGGAGAGUGAUCAAGAACUUGGCGAUGUCUCUCCUGGAACAGUGGGCUAGUCUCAAGGAGGUGUACAAGAUCCCCAAGAAGCAGGUGCUGGAGGAGAGGAAGAGGACUGAGAGGGAGCUGGACACCAACUAUGAGAAACUGGCCAAGCUGGAGCAGAAGAAAAAGAAGGUGUCUGGUUGGGAUUCUGACAAGGGUCGCAAGAGAAAACGAGAGCUGGUGGCAAAGGAUGACACGGAUGAAUCAGACUCUGGAACUCAAAGCAGGAAGUCCAACCUGGUGACGCCGCCGCGCAUGAGCAAGACUGAGCGGCGACAGAUGUUUGAGGCUCAGGUGAAGGCACAGGAUGAGAUGGUGGCAGAGUACCAGAGACAGCAGGAGCUCAUGGAGCAGGAGACCAGGGAGCAGUAUGAACAGGAGCAGCUAAGGCAACAGGAACACCAGCGUGAGUUGAUGCAGGACCCUGGCUUCUGGUACUAUGCUACUCAGGACCCCACCUUCCUGCCCUCCAUAGGCAUCGACCCACAAACCUUCCUGCAGCAAUUGGCCAAUGACCCACCGCUGUUGCAGCAGCUCAUGUCUACCAUUCCCAACUUCCCCCAGCAGCUAGAACACUUAACACUGAUGUAUCAGCAAGCCGUGUUGCAGGCAAGCCAGGCAGAGAUGCUGCAACACGGGGUAGAGUUGGCCCCACCCACCCUGCCUGAGAUUGCAGACAAUGAGCCAAUGACAGAGCAGCAUCUGGCCUUCCUGCAACAGGUUGAGGCGUUCAAACAGCAGCACCUGGAGCACCCGGCAUCGUCUAGGGUUGCCAUGGCGACCAUGGAGGAUGAUGAUGUGCCACCACCCCCAUCCCCACCCAAGAGCAAGACAAUCGUGCUGCCCCCAAACUGGAAGACUGCAAAGGACGCAGAGGGAAAAAUGUACUACUAUCACACCGUUACCAGGCAGACACAGUGGGACCCUCCCAAUCUGGACACGGGGGAACAUGUGGAUGAUAUGGACCUGGGCACCCCCACAAUGGAUGAUACCACUUCCACCAAGCGCUAUUACCUGCCCUCCCUGUACUCAUUCACGAUGCAGUUAGAGACCAUUACGUCCACCUCUCCCUCGACUAACAUGCCUGCCCGGGGCAUGGUGGUGGUGACGGAGAGCAAGGUGGAGGGCGAGAGGGAGAAAGAGAAGACUACGACAGCGGCUGCAGACACCUCUAGUGAAAUGUCACGCAAACUCAAGGAGCACUUCAAAUCUAAGAUGUCAUCCUGGAUUGUGGUGUGCCUGAAUCCAUUCCGGAAGCCCGACUGCAAGCUGGGACAAAUCAACAGCACUGAAGACUUCAAGCACCUUGCAAGGAAGUUGACCCACCAUGUGAUGGCCAAGGAGUUGAAGCACUGUCGUCACGUGGAGGACCUCGAAGUGAACGAGAAUGUCAAGUCCAAGGCCAAGGACUUCGUUAGGAAGUACAUGGCCAAGUUCGGCACUACCUACAAGCGUUCUGGAAACUCACCAACUUAUGACUGAGAAUGUCCAAUCAAUAUAUUUAACUCGUCAAAGUAGCACUGAUAAUUUUCAAUCAGUAUCCGCAAUGUUCUUGUCUUAUAGGGAAGUGGUGGUCAAGAUUAUUUUGUUCAACAGGAUAUUGUGACGGGACAGCAAUUUGUGAGUUGCAGUUGGCACCAACUUACGAUGGAGAUUGUUCAAUCAAUCACCGCAACGUUCUUGUGUUGUGGCAAACCCCUAUACAAGUUACUUUCUUCGAAAACGCUUUUGUGGUCCAAAAGCAUUUUGUGAGUAUAUUCAAUUCCUGUUGGCAGUAUUUUGUGAAUAAUGGUCUAGACAAUAUUAUAGUGAACAUCAGAUUGCGCAAUACUUUAUGAAUAACCUGACACUGCCUUGAAUCUGUUGCUCUGCAUGUGUUAUAAGCUGAAUUCCAGAUUGAAGGGGUUAUGUGCUUCUCUAACCCUUUCAUACUCAGAAGCAAAGUGAAAAUGGCUUUUGCAAUCAGCACAAAACCAGAACAGACUGCGAGUAACUCACAGUCUGUUUUGCUUUUAUGCUGUUUGCUGCUCAUCAGUGUCGUAAGGUGUGAAAUGAAGCCUUUAAAACUUGAAUGUAAAGAAGAUUUUAUAUUUAAUUCUAAUUAAAAACGAACUACAAACGCAUGAAAGUGCCUUCGUAAGGGGCUAAGGGGUAAAAAAAAAAGAAUAAGAUGUACAUUUUAUUGUAUGAUAUCAUGUUGUCAACAUUCUCGAUCAAGCAAGAUUGCAUAGCAAUUAAGUUUAUAAUUAGCUGCAGUUAUUGAAAUUGAUUGAAAUGGUUUGUUUUAUAUAUGGUAGACAUUUUGUCGAAUACAUUUAUUCUUGAAUGUGUCUUGUUUAUAAUAUAUUAUAAUACUGUUGAAAAGGUUAAUGAUACCUUUCUUAUAAAUAAAAUAAUGAUAAAAGCUUAUGGAAUUGUCAUCAAUUGAUUGUCUUUAAUCUUGAUAAUUUUCACUUUUGUGAAUAUUGAAAAGUCAGUUAAGCAUUCUAUACAGUCUGGUCAUUUUCUAAUAUGUGAGUUAUUUUUAUGCCCCCGUAAGUUAUUUUUAUGCCCCCAGAUCGAUAGAUCGGGGUUAUAUUGUUUUUGGCCUGUCUAUCUGUCAUUCUGUCAUUCUGUCCCAAAACUUUAACGUUACAGUAAAGUUGUGCAAUAACUUUUGAAAUAUUGAACAUAGCAACUUGAUAUUUGGCAUGCAUGUGUAUCUCAUGGAGCUGCACAUUUUGAGUGGUGAAAGGUCAAGGUCAUCCUUCAAGGUCAAAGGUCAAAAAUUUAAAAAUUUAAUAUAGUAAAGUUUUGCAAUAACUUUAAAAUUAUUGAACAAAGCAACUUGAUAUUUGGCAUGCAUGUGUAUCUAAUGGAGCUGCACAUUUUGAGUGGUGAAAGGUCAAGGUCAUCCUUUAAGGUCAAAAAAUUUAAUAAUUUAAUAUAGUAAAGUUGUGCAAUAACUUUUGAAAUAUUAAACAUAGAAACUUGAUAUUUGGCAUGCAUGUGUAUCUCAUGGAGCUGCACAUUUUGAGUGGUGAAAUGUCAAGGUCAUCCUUCAAGGUCAAAGAUCAAAUAUUUAAAACUUUCAUAUAGUAAAGUUUUGCAAUAACUUUUGAAAUAUUGAACAUAGAAACUUGAUAUUUUGUAUGCAGGUCUAUCUCAUGGAGCUGCUCAUUUUGAGUGGUGAAAGGUCAAGGUCAUACGUCAAGGUCAAAGGUCAAAUAUUGAAAACUUAAAUAUAGUAAAGUUUUGCAAUAACUUGAAAUAUUGAACAUAGCAACUUGAUAUUUGGCAUGCAUGUGUAUCUCAUGGAGCUGCACAUUUUGCUUGGUGAAAGGUCAAGGUCAUCCUUCAAGGUCAAAGGUAAAAUAUUUUAAACUUUAAUACAGUUAAGUUUUGCAAUUACUUUUGAAAUAUUGAACAUAGCAACUUGAUAUUUGGCGUGCAUGUGUAUCUCAUGGAGCUGCACAUUUUGAAUGGUGAAAGGUCAAGGUCAUCAUUCAAGGUCAAAGGUCAUCCUUCAAGGUCAAAGGUCAAAAAAAUAAUAAUUUCAAAGUGGCGUUAUCAUGAAGCUUCACAUUUUGAGUGGUGGAAGUUCAAGGUCAAGUUCAUCCUUCAAGGUCAAGGUCAUCCUUUAAGGUCAAAGGUAAAAAAUAAAAUAAUUUCAAAGCGGCGUUUUAUGAAGCUGCACAUCUUAGUGGUGGAAGUUCAAGGUCAAGGUCAUCCUUCAAGGUCAAAGGUAUAAUAUAAAAUUUAAAGCGGCGCAAUAGGGGGCAUUGUGUUCCUGACGAUCACACAUCUCUUGUUUUACCUAAACUCACGCAUGCAAACAUACACAUAUGGACCAAACACAUUUUUUAAAUACAUAUGGUAUAAAAGACCUUACUUUAAAAGUUGGUUCUUUUAUACAGAUAGAGCUGUGUUGUAAAAGAAAGGUUGUAAAAGAACAGAACAGAAUAAACAGUUUCUAUGUGCUAUAUCAUGAUAUUGUUUACUGGUGUCUAAAAAGUUCCAUUUUGUCCCGUAUUUCUUAGACACUUUGAAUAUAUUUGUGUGUGUGUCAGAUUAUGUUUAUAUUAAACCUUUCCCACUCAGAAGCAGCAUGAAAAUGGCUUUGUGCAAACAGCAUAAAACCAGAACAGCCUGCGAGUAACUUGCAGUCUGUUCAGGUUUUAUGCUGUUUGUUACUCAUCAGUAUCUUAUGGUUGGAAAUGAAGCCUUUCAAACUUGAAUACCGGUAUAAUAAGAAAGAACUUAAAUUUAAUUUGAUUUUCUAAAGGACUUCAAAAGUGUCAAAAUUGUGUUUAUGAGUGGUAAAGGGUGAACAGGCAUUAGUUACAAUUUCCAAUUGUGUCCCUUAGUGGUGGAUUUGUUCAUUUCUAUAUAUUUAAGCAAAUAUGCCACUUAAUUCACGUUAAUAGCUAAACUCAUCAGGUGAUUAAAUUUAUACACAAAAUAACCCAUAAACUUUAAAAUACAGAGGAUAUUUGUUGAUUUCAAUGUAAGAUCUUGUGAAAACACUAAUGAAAUCUGAUAUCAGCGUGGUUUUACUCCUGUAAGUGUCGUUUAAUGAUUAAUAUAUUGUAUUGUUAACAAUGCAAGAUGUAUUUUGUUGUGUGCUGUACUUAAUUUUAUGUUUGAGUCAGCGUAAAUGACUUCUAUUAAUUCUGUAGUGUAAAUGUGAAUUUCUUAAAAUUGAUUUAUUUGGUGUACAACUGCUUAAUAAUUAGUUAUGUACUUUUCUUAAGAAAGUAUAGUAUUUUGCAAAUAUUUUUUAAAUAAAUACAUUGUAUGCUUGAAUAUAUUUUGUAUAGUGUUUAUUUGACUUACGAUUGUUGUUUAUUUUUAGCUAGAAAAACCCUUUGAAUAUUGACCAUUUAAAUUUGUGGCAUCACAUUACAUCACAUUUAUUUUAAGCUUGAAAAACCCUUUUGAAUAUUGACCAUUUAAAUUUGCGGCAUCACAUUACAUUGGCAAUUGUCUUGUACAUUAUUUCAUAAGUUCCAUGUUUCUUUUGUUUAACGUUGUCUAUGUAAUCAUGUUAAUGAUUAGCUCUGUUUUUCAAUAAAAUCGGAGUGUAAAAA